Messenger RNA from Epinephelus fuscoguttatus (brown-marbled grouper), 3338 nucleotides. RefSeq names its product F-BAR and double SH3 domains protein 2-like. The transcript is spliced from 21 exons. Gene Ontology annotation, biological process: neuromuscular synaptic transmission; regulation of actin filament polymerization. Gene Ontology annotation, molecular function: protein binding. The record is from RefSeq and is a predicted model, not a curated record. Gene Ontology annotation, cellular component: neuromuscular junction; recycling endosome. NCBI's taxonomy places the organism in Eukaryota, Metazoa, Chordata, Actinopteri, Perciformes, Serranidae. Bases 580 to 2874 code for a protein of 764 amino acids.
UCAUGUUCAUCGGAUAAAGACUCCCAUUUUGUAUUUAACACCCUUCUUGUCCUUUUAUUUGGCUUGAAACACCUUUGAGGAGGUGUCGAUCGCGGUUACAGUCGACGGCAGGCGAGAGGAGCCAGAACAAAAAGGAUGUCGCUCAAUGUUUUUCACCACAGACACGGCGCUAUGCCGCGCUGCGCCACAUAGGGGAGGUAUUGAGCCGAGUUGCUGAAGGGGUUCCCCGUUUCUGUCCCCCCAUCCCUUCCCUCUGCUUUUUCUUCUCCGCCUGUCUGCUCUCUCUCCUGCUCCACAACACAGUACAGUACACACUAGUCCUCUCGUAGUGGCAGCAGCCGACACAAGUGUGUUCAGCCUCUCCUCGCAGCUCCAGUUUCUGCUCUGUGCAAACUAGCCAUUUAUCAUCAAUCAUGGCCGCCGGAGUACAAAUUUAACUCCCCGUCUUUCCUCCCUGUCGUCCGGAGGGGAGGAUUUCGGCUUGAGGAGACAAAAUAUCACUCCCACACUGAUUUGGAUUUCCUCUUGGAAUUACAAUACAUCUCGCAAGGGAAAUACCAUUCAUGUCAAUACUCCAAAAUGCAGCCGCCGCCGAGGAAGGUCAAAGUGACACAGGAGCUGAAAAACACACACACAGAGCAGAUGACAAGACUGCAUUUUAAACACCAGACUGAAUGUGACCUGCUGGAGGACAUGAGGAGCUACAGCCUGAAGAAGGGACAGCUGGAGAGGGACUAUGCACAGGCUCUGCAGAAGUUAGCGAGCCAGUACCUAAAGAGAGACUGGCCUGGAAUCAACCCUGACGACCAGAGGACAGACUACAGGAAUGUGUAUGCUGUGUGGAGGUCCUACUUAGAAGGUACAGUGCAGGUGAGCCAGUCCAGGCUCAACGUGUGUGACAACUACAAAAGUCAAGUAUCAGAGCCCGCUAAGACUGUUAGACUCUACAAGGAGCAGCAACUCAAAAAGACCAUAGAUCAGCUGAGUGGCAUUCAAGCAGAACUGCAGGAGUCGGUGAAAGAGUUGGCCAAAGCCAAGAAAAAAUACUACGACUGUGAGCAGGUUGCCCACGCAGUACGAGAGAAGGCUGACAUCGAGGCCAAGUCUAAACUGGGUCUUUUUCAGUCAAGAAUUAGUUUACAGAAAGCAAGUGUAAAGUUGAAAGCUAAGAGAAGUGACUGUAACUCCAAGGCGACACAAGCCAGGAACGACUACUUGCUAACGCUAGCUGCUGCCAAUGCUCACCAUGACCGCUACUAUCACACAGAUCUACUGCACUGCAUACAGGCCUUGGACGGCAGGAUCUACGAGCAUGUGAAAGACUACCUGGUAGAGCUGAGUCGCACCGAGCUAGAGGCCUCGCAAGCCACACACAACACCUUCCAGUUCCUGCUGGACAAAUCCUCCAGGAUAAUACAAGAGUACAACCAGCAGUUGUUCAUGCAGGAGAAUCCAGUGUUUCACAAAGCACACGACUUCCAGUUCCAGCCCAGCGAAUGUGACACGAGUCGUCAGCUGGAGUCGGAGACGGGGACGACGGAGGAGCACAGUCUGAACAAGGAGGCCAGGAAGUGGGCAACCAGAGUGGCCAGAGAACACAAGAACAUCAUACAUUACAAGAGAUGUCUGGAGGAGUGUGAGAGUCACGGCCUGCCCCCUACAGAGCAGGGGAGACUAGAUCUGGAGAUGAAGAUAGAAGACACCAAAGAAAACAUUCGCAAAGCUGAGACAAUAAAGUUAAAAGCCGAGGCUCGGUUGGACCUUCUGCGGCAAGUAGGGGUUGCUGUGGAUACCUGGCUGAAGAGCGCUAUGAACCAGGUGAUGGAGGAGCUGGAGAAUGAACGUUGGGCCAGCUACACUUCCCACGAUCCCUCACUGUCGGGCACAGUGGACUUGGAGCGUGAGGAGGGAGAAGAGUGUGAAGAGAAUAUGGAGGUUUUUGAUGACAGCAGCUCCAGUCCUUCGGGAACCCUCCGAAACUACCCGCUAACCUGCAAAGUCCUGUACUCAUACAAGGCCUCUCAGCCGGAUGAGUUAACUAUUGAUGAACAGGAGAUGCUGGAGGUCAUUGAGGACGGAGACAUGGAGGACUGGGUCAAGGCUCGCAAUAAGACAGGUCAUGUCGGCUACGUCCCAGAGAAAUACCUGCAGUUCCCAACUUCAAACAGUCUGUUGAGCAUGCUCCAGUCUCUGGCUACGCUUGACGCUCGAUCACACACCUCGUCCAAUUCCACCGAGCCAGAGCUGCACUCCGGCUGCAUCAAUGGAGAUACAAACAUGAUGUACGUCCGUGCACUUUAUGAUUAUGAGGGCCAGGCGGAUGAGGAACUCUCAUUUUCCGAGGGAGCUGUGAUCCGCCUGUUGAGCCGCGACACUCAGACAGACGACGGCUUCUGGGAGGGGGAGCUCAACGGACGGGUGGGCGUCUUCCCCUCCGUGCUGGUAGAAGAUCUCACUGAGAAUGGAGAGACCAGCGGAGGAGGGCUGGGUGACAUACAGAUUUCUCCAUCUCUGAAGUUGCCAUGUUCUUUGCCACCUCUCCCGCUAUAUGACCAACCUCCCAUCAGCCCCUUCACCAGCCCCGAGACCUCUACCCCGCCUCCUCUCCCACGAUCACCCUCCACGGCACUCAACGGGGAGCACAAGCCUCCACCACCCGCCUCGUCACACAAGGGACCGCUAACCUCCCACAAUCAAAGCUCUGGCAAGAGUCCAGUGUCUCCAGGAUUUUCUCAGCCACUGCGCUUCACCCCUGAAGGAGGUCCAAGCAAACUACGACCUGUGCGAGCUGCUCCUCCUCCCCCCAAACAGCACCCCCGCCGACCGCAGGAGAAGAGCGAGAAGACGGAGGAGGUGGAGAUCACACUGGUGUGACAGACAGAGAAGCUGGCAGGCAGUUAUAGAGACAGAAAAAAUAAAACUAGAUGACAGACAGACACAUCCUACAGGCUGGGGAACUGAACUGCUCUGAACUGAAGUCAGCUUAAACAAAGUGAUGUGAAGUAAACCGAACUGAACCACGUCCGACACCCCCCUCCCCCCCCGGCCUCUCCGCAUCUUCUCUCAUCCUCAAGUUGAGGAGGGGAGCGAAGAGAGGGAAUGAAGGCAAAGUAUCCAAUUAAAUAAUCUCUGUAUUAGCUUUCUAAUGAAGUGCAGCAGUAGCCACCCCCACAUCCCCCUCCGCCCUCCCACACCUGUCCUUCCAUUCUUGCCUUAAAACUUUACCUCAUCGGGCAGCAAACCAGAGCACACUGAAGAGGAGGAAGAAUGUUUAGAGAGGGGGAGUGCGAGGGAAAGUUAAUGAUGGGUUUGGCAGGUUUUCUUUUUUUUUUUUUUUU